This is a messenger RNA of Funneliformis caledonium, 431 nucleotides long. Lineage: Eukaryota; Fungi; Glomeromycota; Glomeromycetes; Glomerales; Glomeraceae. The record is from the annotation of a GenBank genome assembly.
AUUCAAUUAUUAAGGAUACUAUGGAUGACAAUACAUAUCUAAUUAUAAAUAAAAGCGAUCUUAUAGAAAACAAAUCAGAUUUAUCGAAAUUAAAACAAAUUUCUUUAAAAUCUAUUCCUGUAAACUAUGUUUGGUGUUUAUCGUGUCUCACAGGAGAAGGAUUCAAUGAGUUUCAAGAAACAUUUAUAAAUUCUAUUAAACAAAAAUAUGAUUCAUUAUCUUCUCAAAUCGCUUUAAUCACUCAAGCUCGACACCGUGAGCACUUAAGCGAUUGCCUAAAAUCACUAGAAAACUUUCUUGAACUUAAUGAUAUGGUAUUGGCUGCUGAAGAAUUAAGGUUUGCAACUCAUGCUUUAGGAAGGAUUACAGGUCGAGUUGAUGUUGAAGAGAUAUUAGGAGUUAUAUUUCAACAGUUUUGUAUUGGAAAAUAA